Messenger RNA from Carassius gibelio (silver crucian carp), 697 nucleotides. RefSeq names its product ninjurin-1-like. The record is from RefSeq and is a predicted model, not a curated record. The transcript has 2 exons. Gene Ontology annotation, biological process: tissue regeneration; cell adhesion. The coding region runs from base 142 to 408 and encodes 88 amino acids. Gene Ontology annotation, cellular component: membrane. Lineage: Eukaryota; Metazoa; Chordata; Actinopteri; Cypriniformes; Cyprinidae.
GGGAGGGUCUUUCUCUCAAUGUUUAAAAGCACAUCUUUUGGAGAAAGCUAGGAAUUCGGGUGUAAAACAUUUCUCAGGCUGAGCUGUUAUGUUUGUGAGCUUCCUGUAACCAUUUCUUUUGCUGAACAAAACCUGAAGUCAAUGGAGAAUCAAGCCCUCAAUCAACAAGGAGAGGCUCCUGGGGCAGGGAACACACAUCGUCCCUUCAACAUGAAUCAUUACGCUACUAAGAAGAGUGCAGCGCAGAGCAUGUUGGAUGUGGCUCUUCUGAUGGUGAACUCCUCUCAGCUGAAGACAGUGCUGCAUUCAGGAGCACAGCACCGCUUCUACGCUCCUCUCAUCGCUCUGAUCUCACUGUCCAUCUCACUGCAGGUCACUGUGGGCCUCCUGCUCAUCUUCAUUGGUUAGUUUAUACUUAUGGAAGGAUUUUUUUUUUCUCUGGUGUAAUUUCAUAAUGUAACAAUGUGUUUUCUGUUGUUCCCUUCAGUGAAGUAUGACCUGAAUGAUGUUAAGUUACAGCCGAGGCUUAACACAAUGAAUAAUAUGGCCACUGUUUUAGUGUUCUUUACUGUUCUCAUCAACAUCAUCAUCACGGUAUUGGAGUCUGGAGGGUGAGCAGAGGCUCUCUCUUUUUUUUUUUUUCUCUUGUCUUUAUAAUUUAAAUAGUAUUUAAGUCUGGACAUCUAAACUUUAUUCU